This is a messenger RNA of Trematosphaeria pertusa, 1116 nucleotides long. RefSeq names its product Septin. NCBI's taxonomy places the organism in Eukaryota, Fungi, Ascomycota, Dothideomycetes, Pleosporales, Trematosphaeriaceae. Gene Ontology annotation, biological process: cytoskeleton-dependent cytokinesis. The transcript is spliced from 6 exons. The record is from RefSeq and is a predicted model, not a curated record. The coding region runs from base 1 to 1116 and encodes 371 amino acids. Gene Ontology annotation, cellular component: cell division site; cytosol; microtubule cytoskeleton. Gene Ontology annotation, molecular function: GTP binding; molecular adaptor activity; GTPase activity.
AUGCUCAAGACGCGCAGGAAGAAGAAUGUCAAGAAGGGCAUCCAGUUCUGCCUGAUGGUCUGCGGCGCCUCAGGAACAGGCCGGACAACCUUUGUCAACACGCUCUGCGGCAAGAAGGUGUUGAACCACAAGGACUGCGACGACCCAAACACGGCGCACGUCGAGGAGGGCGUGAAGAUCCAGCCCGUCACAGUUGAACUCGAUGAGGAGGGUACUCGUAUCUCUCUGACCAUUGUCGACACCCCCGGGUUCGGUGACCAGAUCGACAACGAGGCCAGUUUCUCUGAGAUUGUUGGAUACCUCGAGCGGCAGUACGACGACAUUCUCGCCGAGGAGUCCCGUAUCAAGCGUAACCCUCGGUUCCGGGACAAUCGUGUGCACGUCCUGCUGUACUUCAUCACGCCUACCGGCCAUGGUCUCCGCGAACUCGACAUCGAGCUUAUGAAGCGCCUGUCUCCCCGCGUCAACGUCAUUCCCGUCAUUGGCAAGGCCGACUCGCUCACCCCCGCCGAGCUGGCUGAGUCGAAGAAGCUCGUCAUGGAGGACAUUGAGCACUACCGAAUUCCCGUCUAUAACUUCCCGUACGACAUUGAGGAAGACGAUGAAGAUACUGUGGAGGAGAAUGCCGAGCUCCGAGGGCUCAUGCCUUUCGCCAUCGUUGGCUCUGAGGACGUCAUCGAGGUCAACGGCCGGCGGGUGCGUGCCCGGCAAUACCCGUGGGGCAUCGUUGAGGUCGACAACCCCCGUCACUCAGACUUCCUGGCCGUGCGGAGCGCACUUCUGCACAGCCAUCUUGCUGAUCUCAAGGAAAUAACGCACGACUUCCUGUACGAGAACUACCGUACCGAGAAGCUCAGCAAGAGCGUCGAGGGCGGUGCUGCUGCGGAUUCGUCGAUGAACCCGGAAGACCUUGCCAGCCAAUCCGUCCGCCUGAAGGAGGAGCAGCUACGACGCGAAGAGGAGAAGCUGCGCGAGAUCGAGGUCAAGGUGCAGCGCGAGAUCAACGAGAAGCGACAAGAGCUCCUGGCACGCGAGAGCCAGCUCAAGGAGAUCGAGGCCCGAAUGCACAGGGAGCAGAGCGGUCAGCUGCAGGAGCACGACGGCGAUGAAGCGUAA